AUGGACGCUGAGCAUGAAACAUUACUAUUUCAUACUGAAACAAGAUGGCUUUCGAAAGGAAAUAUGUUGGCACGUUUAUUUGAGCUUCGAGAGGAGUUGAAGGUUUUUUUAAUUGAUAAAGGUAUGAACUAUUUACAUGAGCAACUUUGUGAGCCAAAAAUUGAAAUGCAAAUUGCAUAUCUUUCGGAUAUAUUUUCCCACUUAAAUCACCUAAAUUUGCAACUGCAAGGUUCUGGUAAUGUUAAACUUGAAGGUUCCGCAAAUAUUUUCGUAUUUGAAGAUAAAGUUCGCGCUUUUGUCUGCAAGAUAAAUCUUUGGAUUGACAAAACUCAGGUGAAAAAUUAUUCUGUAUUUCCUACACUGCGAGUUCUUAUUGAUGACGAACACUACAAAUGUUUUACAGAAGAUAUUCAGCAUAAUGUAUUAGAACACUUAAGAGUCCUUAAAGAGGAAUUUACCAGAUACUUUCCAGAAUAUGGUGUAGUAGACACUGAUGUUGUUAAGAAGUUAAUUCGUAAUCCUUUCACUGUCGAAGUCAACAACGUUCAAGAAGAAAUGCAAGAAGAAUUAAUAGAUCUUCAGAACGACAGCAACUUGAAGAGUUCAUUUGAAUAUAGUACAAACUUAGAAGAGUUUUGGUGUAAAAAGGCCAUGGGAUAUCCAAACAUUCGGCAAACAGCAUUACGUUUCCUCAUGGUUUUUUCGACCACAUAUUUAUGUGAGCAAGGAUUUUCUUCACUAUUAUCUAUAAAAAAUAAACAACGAAAUCGUCUGAAUCCAAGUGAUGAUAUGCGACUGGCCCUAAGCAACAGCAUCGUUCCAAGAAUUUCACAACUGGUAAAAGAAGCGCGCCCUAAUAAGUCACAUUAA
Molecule: messenger RNA, 870 nt
Organism: Aphis gossypii (cotton aphid)
Lineage: Eukaryota; Metazoa; Arthropoda; Insecta; Hemiptera; Aphididae
Product: protein ZBED8-like
Exons: 1
Coding region: 1-870 (289 amino acids)
Molecular function (GO): protein dimerization activity
Source: RefSeq, a predicted model, not a curated record